Messenger RNA from Gilbertella persicaria, 817 nucleotides. RefSeq names its product Imidazoleglycerol-phosphate dehydratase-domain-containing protein. The record is from RefSeq and is a predicted model, not a curated record. The transcript is spliced from 3 exons. NCBI's taxonomy places the organism in Eukaryota, Fungi, Mucoromycota, Mucoromycetes, Mucorales, Choanephoraceae. Gene Ontology annotation, molecular function: imidazoleglycerol-phosphate dehydratase activity. Gene Ontology annotation, biological process: L-histidine biosynthetic process. The coding region runs from base 110 to 706 and encodes 198 amino acids.
CACUUCUUGAUGAAUAAUCAAAGCAUCCAAUCACGGCACGCAUCUGUUUAUGAACUAAAAUCUUUUAAUUUUUCUUCUCUCUUUCAUCAUUCUUAUACUAAUCCACGCAAUGACCGAGGCACGUACUGCUACUUUGGAAAGAAAGACAAACGAAACCGACAUUAAAGUCACAAUCAACCUUGAUGACAAAUUUGAUCAAAAGAUCCAUAUUGACACCGGUAUUGGUUUUCUCGAUCACAUGUUUCAUGCUCUUGCCAAACACGGUGGUUGGUCUUUAAACUUAACUUGUAAAGGCGAUCUCUAUAUUGAUGAUCACCAUACUGCUGAAGAUACAGGCAUUGCCCUUGGUAUGGCUUUUAAGCAAGCCCUUGGUACUCCCCGAGGCAUCAAGCGUUUUGGCUCUGCUUUCUGUCCCUUAGAUGAAGCCCUUGCUAGAUCUGUUGUUGAUAUCUCUGGUCGUCCCUUUGCUGAUAUUAACCUUGACUUAAAGCGUGAAAUGAUUGGUCAAUUGUCUACAGAAAUGAUUCCUCAUGUUUUGGAAUCGUUUGCUGGUGCAGCUGGUAUUACACUUCAUGUGGAUGUCUUGAAGGGUAAGAAUGACCACCACAAGGCUGAAUCUGCGUUCAAGUCUUUGGCUGUUGCUAUUCGUGAAGCCAUUACUAGAACUGGUACCAAUGAUGUUCCUUCUACAAAGGGUGUUUUGUAAUAAUAAAAUAUACUAUGCAACGUUACUCUUCAGUACUUUUACAACACUAGAACAUAUCUUGAUAGUUAACCAAUAGAAUAAAAAUAAUACUGGCUAUGUUUUUCUAAUGUA